Bufo bufo (common toad) is the source of this 974-nucleotide messenger RNA. RefSeq names its product nicotinamide N-methyltransferase-like. Gene Ontology annotation, cellular component: cytosol. The record is from RefSeq and is a predicted model, not a curated record. The transcript is spliced from 3 exons. Gene Ontology annotation, molecular function: N-methyltransferase activity. Lineage: Eukaryota; Metazoa; Chordata; Amphibia; Anura; Bufonidae. Bases 16 to 798 code for a protein of 260 amino acids.
ACAAAAGAUUUAACAAUGGAUUCCAGUACCCACAAGUUCUAUCAUUUACAUGAUUUCGAUUCGAGACAAUAUCUGGAAAAUUAUGUUUCAAAUAAGGACGACAUGGUCUUUGCAGAGGAUUCCUUGUUAUUUCCAAUUGAAAAUCUUACAAAAACCUUUGCAUCAGGUCAUAUUAAAGGAGAUAUCUUGAUUGACCUCACCAUGGGUUCACUGGUUCAUCAUCUGUAUACAGCCUGUGAGUUUUUCAAAUAUAUCAUAGUGCUGAAGGUCAGUGAUCGAUGCAUCAUGGAGCUGAAAAGAUGGGUCGACACACGUACAGGAGCAUUUGAUUGGAGUCAUGCUGUGAAACUUCAUGCAGACAUUGAAGGAAAAAGUCAUCCGGAACAGGACAAAGAAGACAAAGUGAGAGCAACAAUGCAACAUGUUGUGAAAUGUAACCUGCAAAAAGAAAAUCUGACGGAUCCGAUAGUAUUACCGCUAGCCGAUUGUCUCAUCAGUCUUUGGCUCCUAGAUGUUAUCAGCAAAGACAAAGAUGAUUACAUCAGAUAUCUUAAGAAAUGCGCUAAGUUACUGAAACCUGGAGGGCACCUCAUAUUAAUUGGAGAUUUAGACACCACAUAUAUCACUGUCGGGAAACACAAGGUCCAUUAUCUCACAUAUAAUGAGGAGUUUGCCAGAAAUGCUUUAGCUGGAGAAGGGUUUGUCAUUGAUUGCUGUAAGGUUAAACAGAGAACAGUUGUGAGUGACCUUUGUGACUAUAAAGCUGUCAUAUUCAUUGUAGCUCACAAAAACAAGUAGGGCUGAGUUGAAACUUAUCAAUAAGGUCUGUAUGUCAACAGUUUAUAAGUGAGACUUUAAAACAGACUCGAAUGUCCACCUGUUACAUCGAAAAUCCAAUCCAAUCUUCAGGCAGCAUGUUAUAGAACAGGAGCAUUUCUGCUGAUAUAUAUAUGCACAGUCAGGAGCGUAGCUAU